UGCGUGGCCGCGAUCCCACUGCUUCAGUCCCCUUUUCUAAGUUUGCUGCGUAAACUUUCCCGAGUGCUUUUGUUGCGUCAGGGGAGUGAUGCCAUGCGGUCUCUAGAUACCACUUUCAAGGCUACAGCGAUAUGAAUCCACAUGGUGCAAACAGCCAUGGCUGCGGGAUAGAAAAAUCCUCGGGAUACCUGAGACCUUCGCUCUGCAUCUGCCUCCGUCUGGGGUUUGCAGAAGAACCUUGCCUGCUCCUCCUCAUGACUAACGAGUGUAUAUAGCAAACUCUUUGAAAUGUGAGUAUUAUGGGAAGGAUCGCAGUUGCUUUAAAUUAUAGAAGUUGGCAAGUGCCUGGGAGAAGGAGUGGGAGGCAGUUUAAACUGAGAAAGACGGUUGCAGAACUUCAUCCGACAGCAUGAACGCCGAGCUUCCCACACAUGCUCUGCUUUUCACCAACAUAACUUCUCUGCAUUGUUGUGGAGCAGCUUCAGUAGUAAACGCAUUUCUGUUCUGAGUACUUGUUAAUGGUUUCUAAAUUCAUGGGAGAACCAAAGCACAGAAGUCUCAUGUCUGGGGGAGAAGUCUGAACCCAGCAAUGCCCAGGAAAGAGCCCAAGAUGAUUGUCCUGCUCUACGUGACAAGUCUUGCUAUCUGUGCAAGUGGACAACCUCGGGGCAAUCAGGCCAAGGGAGAGAGCUACUCUCCAAGGUACAUCUGCAGCAUUCCCGGCUUACCGGGUCCCCCAGGCCCUCCUGGAGCAAAUGGCUCCCCUGGGCCCCAUGGUCGCAUCGGCCUUCCUGGAAGGGAUGGUAGAGAUGGCAGAAAAGGAGAGAAAGGAGAAAAGGGCACGGCAGGUCUAAAAGGUAAAACUGGACCCCUGGGCCUUGCUGGUGAAAAAGGAGACCAAGGAGAGACUGGGAAGAAAGGACCCAUGGGACCAGAGGGUGAGAAAGGAGAAGUUGGCCCAGCAGGGCCUCCUGGGCCAAAGGGAGACCGAGGAGAUCAAGGGGACCCAGGGCUACCUGGAGUGUGCAGAUGUGGAAGCAUUGUGCUUAAGUCUGCCUUUUCAGUUGGCAUCACAACCAGCUACCCAGAAGAAAGGCUCCCCAUCAUAUUUAACAAGGUCCUCUUCAACGAGGGGGAACACUACAACCCUGCUACCGGGAAGUUUAUCUGCGCUUUCCCAGGGAUCUAUUACUUUUCUUACGAUAUCACCUUGGCCAAUAAGCAUCUAGCCAUUGGGCUGGUACACAACGGGCAGUACAGAAUAAGGACCUUUGAUGCCAACACAGGCAACCAUGACGUGGCUUCAGGGUCCACAGUCAUCUACCUGCAGCCAGAAGAUGAGGUCUGGCUGGAGAUCUUCUUCAACGACCAGAAUGGCCUCUUCUCAGACCCAGGCUGGGCAGACAGCUUAUUCUCUGGAUUUCUCCUCUACGUCGACACCGAUUACCUAGAUUCUUUAUCAGAGGACGAUGAGCUGUGACCCAGACCGCAGACCUGACUGUCUGCAACAUGAAUACCACAGUGGCUUACAUUUGGAGCUCAUCUGGGGGUGCUGGAAGGUGGAGCAAGGGACAAAAGGAUUCCAAAAACCCUUGGACAGACAGCUCUGGCAGAAUUUAUCAAACUAAGACAAACCACCAACCAGCUGAAAUCACAACAAAAUGAACAUUAUAAAAUAACCCCAGACAUGAACCCCUUGAAAGUAAUGAUGACAAAUAUUUAAGCAAAUUAAAGAUAAUAGUAACAAAUUGAAAUGCCCUGGGCGAUCCAACCAGCUGGUAGUGACACUGCCUCAUUAAACAUUCAUAAAACUCAUAAAAUUUUGUUCGUUAUUCAGGAUAACCAUAGCAUUAUAGACGAAUUCUUUGACAAUUCUUAAGAGUCAAAGAAAAGUAAGAGACGCUAAGAAUUUUCUAACAAAUUAAAAUGGAGUGAUGAA
Molecule: messenger RNA, 1939 nt
Organism: Myodes glareolus (Bank vole)
Lineage: Eukaryota; Metazoa; Chordata; Mammalia; Rodentia; Cricetidae
Gene: C1qtnf7
Product: C1q and TNF related 7
Molecular function (GO): protein binding
Source: RefSeq, a predicted model, not a curated record